GCCUAAACACGGUCCACCAAAACGGCAAAACCACAGCCCCAAAACGACGAUGGAAAACACAAUGACGCUAUCCCAAUCUCAUCCAAAUGUCUCUCACCCUCUCUCCUCCCUUCUCCAACCCUUCCCUCUCUUCUCUCUCCUCCCCCACCUCCCGCCACCACCACCGCCGCCGCCGCCUCAUUCUCAAACCACCCAAAUCCUCCUCCUCACAAAUUUCCAUCCCCGCAACCCCACCCGAUCCCUCCCCUCCCCGCCUCCAGAAACCCGGAGUCAUCAUUAUCGGCGCCGGCCUAUCCGGCUUAGCCGCCGCCACCCGGCUCGCCUCCCAAAACAUCCCCUUCCUCCUCCUCGAUGCCUCCGACGCCGUCGGCGGCCGCGUCCGAACCGACACCGUCGACGGCUUCCUCCUCGACCGCGGCUUCCAAAUCUUCAUCACUUCUUACCCCGAAGCCCAAAUGCUCCUGGACUACCAAACCCUAGACCUUCAGAAAUUCUACUCCGGCGCAAGAAUUUUUUACGGUGGGCGCUUCCACACCGUAUCUGACCCCUUACGCCACUUCUUCGAUUCCCUCCGAACCCUAACCAACCCCAUCGGCUCCGUCCUCGACAAGCUCCUCAUCGCGUUGACCAGGAUUAGGGUUUUGACCCGGUCCGAUGAGGAAAUUUUCUCGUCGGACGAGGUUUCCACGGCCGAGUUGCUGAGUCGGAUCGGCUUCUCCGACUUGGCGGUGGAUCGGUUUUUCCGGCCGUUCUUCGGCGGCAUCUUCUUCGACACGGAGCUUGAGACGACAUCGCGGCUGUUCGAUUUCGUGUUCAAGUGCCUCGCCCUGGGCAACAAUACCCUCCCGGCAAAGGGCAUUUCCGCCAUUCCGGAACAAUUGGCGGCGAAAUUGCCCGCCGAGUCGAUUCGGUUGAACUCGAGAGCCGUGUCGGUCGACGUCGAGUCGGGUUCGGCGAGUGUGGGGUUGGAGAGCGGAGAGAGAUUGAGGAGCGAGAUGGGAGUGAUAGUGGCAGUUGAAGAACCGGAAGCGGUUAAGCUUUUGGCGGGAAAGUUCAACCGGAAGCCGGUUCAGAAACCGGCUCGGAGCACGGUUUGCUUGUAUUUCUCUGCGGAGCCGAGUCAAGUCCCGGAUCGGGACCCGAUUUUGUUUCUUAACGGGUCGGGUAAGGGGAUUGUGAACAACAUGUUUUUCGCUACCAAUGUGGCCCCGUCAUACGGCCCGCCCGGGAAGGCUCUGGUGUCAGUUUCGUUGAUCGGGUUGUUAGAGGAUGUGGAAGAUGAGGAUCUGACGGCUGAGGUUGUUCAGGAGCUUUCAGGUUGGUUCGGAGAGUCGAUGGUCGGGUCGUGGAAGCACUUGAGGACUUAUCGGAUAGGGUUUGCACAGCCGAAUCAAAGCCCGCCCACGGAUUUGAUGAAAAACCCGAGGGUCGGGCCGGGUGUGUACUUGUGUGGUGAUUACCAGACCAGUGCUACCUUUGAUGGGGCUUUGGUUUCGGGUAGGAAAGCAGUGGAAGCUUUGUUGAGGGAUAGGACCCUUAUUCAAGUUUGAUUUUGUGUAAUGCAUUGGCUGUGUGCUGUAAAUGUGGUUCUUGAUAUCGGAAAGAAAGUCAGAAAAGUAUAGACUCUUAACUCUC
Molecule: messenger RNA, 1635 nt
Organism: Rhododendron vialii
Lineage: Eukaryota; Viridiplantae; Streptophyta; Magnoliopsida; Ericales; Ericaceae
Product: 15-cis-phytoene desaturase, chloroplastic/chromoplastic
Exons: 1
Coding region: 87-1550 (487 amino acids)
Molecular function (GO): oxidoreductase activity
Source: RefSeq, a predicted model, not a curated record